Molecule: messenger RNA, 2145 nt
Organism: Siniperca chuatsi (mandarin fish)
Lineage: Eukaryota; Metazoa; Chordata; Actinopteri; Centrarchiformes; Sinipercidae
Exons: 16
Coding region: 1-2145 (714 amino acids)
Molecular function (GO): cysteine-type deubiquitinase activity
Source: RefSeq, a predicted model, not a curated record
AUGAAUCAAGGAUUCAGUGGGCUGGAAUGGGAUGUGAAAUAUCCAAGUAGACGACAAAAGACAAAAUGUCGAAAUGAUGCGGAAGUUGGAGCCAAGCAGCGCUCCAGCCCACAGAAGAGUGUCAAUGUAGAGGAGGACCCAAAGAAGCAAACUGUGGUCCCUGCCACUCCAGCCACCUCUGCCACCACAGUCUCAGCCCCAACUGAGGCUCCGAAGGAGAAAGCUAAGAAGGCUUCCUGGUGGCGUAGGUGGCUUUGUCGUAAGAAGAAAACCAAACAGCUGACUCCUGUAAAAGAAGAUGUGGCAGAAGACGCGAACCUGCCAUCUUCUGCCACAGAAAAGACUGAGAACACCAUCAAGGAGUCUGAGGGUGGUGAAGCUGGUGUCCAGGAGGCUUCACCCACCCCUGACACUCCAGUCUCUGCUGCAACUGAGCUGCCUGAGCCUGAGAAUAAAGAUGUGGCAGAAGACACAAACCUGCCAUCUUCUGUCACAGAAAAGAGUGAGAACACCAUCAAGGAGUCUGAGGGUGGUGAAGCUGGUGUCCAGGAGGCUUCACCCACCCCUGACACUCCAGUCUCUGCUGCAACUGAGCUGCCUGAGCCUGAGAAUAAAGAUGUGGCAGAAGACACAAACCUGCCAUCUUCUGUCACAGAAAAGAGUGAGAACACCAUCAAGGAGUCUGAGGGUGGUGAAGCUGGUGUCCAGGAGGCUUCACCCACCCCUGACACUCCAGUCUCUGCUGCAACUGAGCUGCCUGAGCCUGAGAAUAAAGAUGUGGCAGAAGACACAAACCUGCCAUCUUCUGUCACAGAAAAGAGUGAGAACACCAUCAAGGAGUCUGAGGGUGGUGAAGCUGGUGUCGAGGAGGCUUCACCCACCCCUGACACUCCAGUCUCUGCUGCAACUGAGCUGCCUGAGCCUGAGAAUAAAGAUGUGGCAGAAGACACAAACCUGCCAUCUUCUGUCACAGAAAAGAGUGAGAACACCAUCAAGGAGUCUGAGGGUGGUGAAGCUGGUGUCCAGGAGGCUUCACCCACCCCUGACACUCCAGUCUCUGCUGCAACUGAGCUGCCUGAGCCUGAGAAUAAAGAUGUGGCAGAAGACACAAACCUGCCAUCUUCUGUCACAGAAAAGAGUGAGAACACCAUCAAGGAGUCUGAGGGUGGUGAAGCUGGUGUCCAGGAGGCUUCACCCACCCCUGACACUCCAGUCUCUGCUGCAACUGAGCUGCCUGAGCCUGAGAAUAAAGAUGUGGCAGAAGACACAAACCUGCCAUCUUCUGUCACAGAAAAGAGGAGAAUAACAUCUGUGUUCCCCUUCAUCACCAGUGAGAACACCAUCAAGGAGUCUGAGGGUGGUGAAGCUGGUGUCGAGGAGGCUUCACCCACCCCUGACACUCCAGUCUCUGCUGCAACUGAGCUGCCUGAGCCUGAGAAUAAAGAUGUGGCAGAAGACACAAACCUGCCAUCUUCUGUCACAGAAAAGAGUGAGAACCCCAUCAAGGAGUCUGAGGGUGGUGAAGCUGGUGUCCAGGAGGCUUCACCCACCCCUGACACUCCAGACUCAGCUGCAACUGAGACUAAAAAGAAAAAGAAACCUUGGUGGCGUCGGUGUCUUUUGUCCCGCCGUAAGAAGUCUCCAGUCGAGACACAUAAAGGAGCAGAGAGAAGCUCUCCAUCUGAGACGGCAGAGGUCCACUCAGAUGGCAAACCAACUGAAGUCGACCCAAACAGCGAAUCCACCAACUCUGACUCAAAUGUGAUCAGUGACUACCUCCCCAUUGAUGUACCUAAAUCAUCCAGGCAGUCCACCCCAACCGGUCAUGGUGGGAGUCUACAGGCCGAAUCCGUCAACAUCAGUCUGUGGGAGAAAGCAUUUGGACACCUCACCUCAGCCAGCCGAGAAAGCCUCUCCAGAGAGGAGCUAGUCUGCCUCGGGUUCCCCAACCUGGCGCAGACUUGUUACAUGAACUCCACUCUGCAAGGCCUCCUGACACUGACUCAUUUCAUUCAGGAGGUCCACAACCAGCAGCAGGUGUGGCGUUCUCACCCGAAUCUCAGCUCAUCAGGUUUUGUGGAGGUCGAAGUCUGCCGCUUCAGCAACAGCAAAGCGGAGAAAAAAAGUGUCCUGGCUGCCUUUUAA